AUGUCUAGCUACUAUCAUUAAAUCCACACAUAUGCAUGCACUUCUGAUCUCAAACAAACAUUAUAAACUUACUAUAUAUAAAAUUUAUACAGCUAGACAACAUAUAUAGUUAUUAUUAUAUACUUUGGUCGAUCAUAUCACAAAUAUGGUCAACAUAAUAGAAAGACUUCUGGGCUCUUUGGCUUCAGCAAUAACCCGUUUUUGUUUCCUUCAUCAUCAUCAUCGACAUGAAGAUAGUCAAAAAAACAUUCAUAAUAAUCACACAAACUUCAACAUGCCCAAGAAGAGCCGCCGCCCACUCUCUCUACAGACGGUAGAACUCAAAGUAAGGAUGUGCUGCACUGGUUGUGAAAGGGUUGUCAAGGUUGCUAUAAAAAAACUUCGAGGGGUGGAUUCAAUAGAGAUAAACCUUGAGCUAGAGAAGGUAAAAGUGGUUGGAUAUGUCGAAAGGAAUAAAGUGCUGAAGGCGGUGAGGAGGGCUGGAAAGAGGGCAGAGUUCUGGCCGUACCCUAACCCACCACUCUACUUCACUUCCACCGACCACUACUUCAAGGACAUGACCACCGAGUACAGGAAGAGCUACAACUACCGGAGACAUGGCUAUAAUACCGGAGACAAGCAUGGAAUCCUUCUAACUACUCAGCGUGGAGACGACAAAAUUAGCAACUUGUUUAAUGAUGAUAAUGUCAAUUCCUGUUGUAUAAUGUAAACACCAUAUGUUUGUGUCAUCAAACCAUGUCACAAUUAAUUGAACGAACCAUAAGUUGCACCGAAACGUGGAAAUCAUAAGAAAACGGAAUCGUCACAUUUUAAUUGAAAAACAAC
This is a messenger RNA of Cuscuta europaea, 825 nucleotides long. NCBI's taxonomy places the organism in Eukaryota, Viridiplantae, Streptophyta, Magnoliopsida, Solanales, Convolvulaceae. The record is from the annotation of a GenBank genome assembly.